AGAUAAAGUCCCCACUCCCAGACCAGUUUAACGUAACUUGCCUAGCGGUAUUGAAGACGCGUAAUGUCGCAAGUCAUGGAUCCAAUCUAUUUGACCAAAGGUAUCCGGUCUAUGUUUUACAUGGUCACACCAAACGAGUCAUCUUUCGAACAUGUGGAAGAUGUCCCACUAUACGUGCAACAGGCCACUCCGUUCUUCAUUGGCUUGAUGGCUGUUGAGUUGGUGGUGAGCCUGCUGAAGGAUGACGCACCAGUGGCUGACUUUGGUGACUUUGUCACCUCAUUGUCAGCUGGUAUCAUAUCCCGAAUGCCUGCGCUUUUUGCAAGAAGUAUCGAAGUAACUGGUUACAUCUACGUGUGGAACAACUUCCAUCUGCUAGAGCUGCCCUGGGACUCUGCCUGGACAUGGUGGCUGGCGUUCCUAGGGGUGGACUUCGGCUACUACUGGGUCCAUCGCUUUGCUCAUGAGCUCAACAUUAUUUGGGCAGCCCACCAGGUCCACCACAGCUCAGAGUACUACAACCUUUCCACUGCCCUCAGACAGUCCGCCACGCAGCAGUUCUCAUCAUGGGUGUUCUAUCUCCCCAUGGCAUUGGCUGUACCUCCCUCUGUGUUCGCUGUUCACAUUCAAUUCAACCUGCUCUACCAGUUCUGGAUUCACACUGAGUUGAUCAGAGAUAUGGGACCGCUGGAGUGGGUCCUGAAUACUCCCAGUCACCACAGAGUUCACCACGGGCGAAAUGAAUAUUGCAUUGAUAAGAAUUAUGGGGGAGCUUUGAUCAUAUGGGACCGACUGUUUGGUACCUUUGCUCUAGAGAGUCACAAAGUUGUCUAUGGUCUAGUAAACCCAAUAAACACAUUUGAAAUCAUCUAUGUACAGUUCCAUUACUACAAAUACUUGUGGAAGAGCUUCAACAGAUACACAACAAUAUUUAAUAAAUUGGGCGUUCUUUGGAAAGGACCAAGUUGGAAACCUGGCAAACCAAGACUGGGGGAUCACUCAGAGGUGCCUGAGGUUACUGGAGAGGAGCUGCCAUACAGUCCCAGCUGGCCUCUGGCUCUGCAGGUCUACGUCUGCCUACAUGGUCUGAUGUUGUUGGGGUGUUACCAGGAUCUGUUUCAAUCACAGCUGGUGCUGCCCCAGUUAACAGUUCUGAUGAUGACUGGCUACAUUCUGUACAGUCUGACCAGCUUUGGGUUCAUCAUUGACCAAAGGCCAACAGCUUCCAUGUGGGAGUUGCUGCGCUGUAUAAUGAUGGUGAUGCUGCUGAGAUAUGGCUACAUGACAGUACCGGGACCACUGGCUGGACUCAUAGAGGGAUUGAACAUUUGCAAGAACAAAUACUUGGUAAUGGCGGAUUGCAGUAUCUCAUCCAAGAUCUACAUAGGAUACCGACACGUUUGUCUCUCUUCUUUCUCCUCCAUCUGCGUUUUAGUUAACAAAUCGGCGGCAGGACAAAGUAGUCGCAGCAAGUUCUCUGGCCUCUGUCUCCCUCUCUCUGCUGUACUGGGGCCUGCAGAUUGUCAGCCAACUGGUCUCAGUUGA
Messenger RNA from Esox lucius (northern pike), 1545 nucleotides. It is a transcript of the gene agmo, whose product is annotated as alkylglycerol monooxygenase. Gene Ontology annotation, molecular function: iron ion binding; oxidoreductase activity. Lineage: Eukaryota; Metazoa; Chordata; Actinopteri; Esociformes; Esocidae. The transcript has 14 exons. Bases 64 to 1545 code for a protein of 493 amino acids. Gene Ontology annotation, cellular component: endoplasmic reticulum. Gene Ontology annotation, biological process: lipid biosynthetic process. The record is from RefSeq and is a predicted model, not a curated record.